AUGGUGAACUUCCAUCGCAACUUUCUUGCUCGCCAAACAUCAACGAGAAAGUUGGAGAAUCGUCUUAUGGCAAAUAAAGCUUGUGAAGUUUUCAUUAAUCAUAGAGGCAUUGACACCAAGAGAACUAUAGCAACCUUACUCUACAAUCACCUUUCGUGGCUAAAUGUACAACCUUUCUUGGAUAACAAGAAUAUGAAACCAGGAGAUAAGUUGUUUGACAACAUCGAUAAUGCGAUAAGGAAUUGUAAGAUUGGUGUUACUGUGUUCUCACCAAACUAUUGCAAGUCCUACUUUUGUCUUCAUGAAUUGGCUCUUAUCAUGGAAUCCAAGAAGAAGGUUAUUCCAAUCUUUUGUGACAUUAAACCUUCGCAACUUCAGAUUGUGAACGGAAAUGUUCCAGCAAAGGAUUUCCAAAGGUUCAAAUUGGCUCUUGAGGAGGCAAAAUAUACUGUAGGGCUCACAUUCGAUUCUUUAAAAGGGAAUUGGUCGGAUGUGGUGACAAGUGCUUCAGAAAUUAUAAUCGAGAGCCUGACUGAGAUGGAAAGCGAGAAGAAGAUUAUUAAGAGCUUGAAGAAUACUCCAAUGACUCUUUGA
Molecule: messenger RNA, 594 nt
Organism: Durio zibethinus
Lineage: Eukaryota; Viridiplantae; Streptophyta; Magnoliopsida; Malvales; Malvaceae
Product: putative 2' cyclic ADP-D-ribose synthase BdTIR
Biological process (GO): signal transduction
Source: RefSeq, a predicted model, not a curated record